Messenger RNA from Centruroides sculpturatus (bark scorpion), 612 nucleotides. Its product is annotated as protein sidekick-like. Gene Ontology annotation, molecular function: protein binding. The transcript is spliced from 3 exons. NCBI's taxonomy places the organism in Eukaryota, Metazoa, Arthropoda, Arachnida, Scorpiones, Buthidae. The annotation marks the transcript as partial. Gene Ontology annotation, biological process: cell-cell adhesion. The record is from RefSeq and is a predicted model, not a curated record.
UUCGAACCCAGAUUACACAGCCACCAGUUGACACUAAAGUCAUUUUAAGUUCUAAUGCUGAAAUGCAAUGUAAAGUUUCACAUGAUUCAAAUGUACCAUAUACAAUUGCUUGGUAUUUUGGUACUAAGAAACUGGAAUCUCGAAUUGGUGGUCGAGUGCAAAUAUUAAAUGAUAAUACUUUGCAAAUAAGACAAGCUCGUAAUACUGAUGUUGGUCUCUAUACCUGUGAAGUUAUAUCUCCUGGUGGAAAUGAAACAAGAAGUGCAAAAUUGAAUGUUAUUGAACUUCCUCAUCCUCCAGCAAAUGUAAAAGUUGAUUUAUUAAAUACCCUUCCAAAAACUGUUAAUAUUAGUUGGUCAAAUGGUUUUGAUGGGAAUAGUCCAAUUACAAAUUACAUUGUACAGAAGCGUACAGUUCCUUCUUCAGAUGGUUAUGUAGAAUCAUUAAUUCCAUGGGUAACUGCUAAAACAAAUAUUUCUGGUACUCAGAGAUAUGCUAUUUUAAGCAAUUUGAAACCUGCAUCUAGUUACCAGUUUCGUAUGAGUGCUGUCAAUGGAGUAGGAGAGGGUAAUCCUAGCAAAGAAACAGAAGUGAUAACAUUGCCUCCUGAAC